Molecule: messenger RNA, 843 nt
Organism: Candidozyma duobushaemuli
Lineage: Eukaryota; Fungi; Ascomycota; Pichiomycetes; Serinales; Metschnikowiaceae
Exons: 1
Coding region: 1-843 (280 amino acids)
Biological process (GO): protein insertion into mitochondrial inner membrane from matrix
Cellular component (GO): mitochondrial inner membrane
Source: RefSeq, a predicted model, not a curated record
AUGUUGGGUGUAAGAAGCAUUACGGGAGUCAGGCUACAGCCUGCUGUCUCUCUCUUAGCUAGAACAAGCUUGAAGUCAGCUGUGGCCACUAGAUCAUAUGCCAAGAACCCAGACAUUACCAAAAUGCCAUUGAAUGUCUUUGGCUGUUUGGCUGACUACUACGUUCCUCCAAGAUUCUUGGACUGUCCUAUCACCUCAUGGCCUAGACUUGUCGCCAGGAGAAUGACGGCAUUUGCCUUCAACACGAUUGGUGUUGUCCGUUACAAGAAAGACACGAAUCUCAAGUUGCACUUUAACGAUUGGAAGGAACGCACCAUCGAGAACUACGUGAAAACUAAUAAGGUUUUUGCCAAGGCUUGCUCCGCCAGAAAGGAUCUCAGACAUAAAUAUAUUCAUGAGCAGCUCGCAGACGUUGCUGGUAAACAUGUGGUGGAUGCAUUGUGCAGCAGAGCUCUGUCUUUCCCAUCUGGCGCUAAGCUCACAUGGAAGCUUGUCAAAGUUGUUGAGAACCCAAAGGUUGUUUCUUUCAAUCCCCUUCCAAAUCAUGACGACAUCACUGUUUUCAUUCAGCUCGUCACUAAAGUAAAGACUAAACAGCAGAUGACUGUGGAAACAUCGGAGGGUGACGUCCAGACGACCGAGAGACUCGUCACAGACUACUUGGUCUCUACAAUCGAUCCAUUUUCUGAAGAACAGCUUUUGGUUGGCUCUAUCUUUGAGAGUGACCAUAUCAGGAAGGUUCAACCAGAGUUCAACCCCGAGGAUCUCGAGCAGGCCACCGCUUUUCAAAACCGGGCUGCCGAUCUCUACCGUGAACCUCCCAAGGCCUUGAAGAGCGCCUAA